This is a messenger RNA of Peronospora farinosa, 1110 nucleotides long. The record is from the annotation of a GenBank genome assembly. Lineage: Eukaryota; Oomycota; Peronosporomycetes; Peronosporales; Peronosporaceae.
AUGGCUUCGGACCUCGUCACGUACGUCUCGAAGCUUCUGCCAAGCGCCACGCUUCCCGAUCUAUCACUAGAAAUUAAGAAAAAAGACUUUAGUUCCGUCCUAGCAAAUGUGAUCCCUCAAUUGCCUCAAUUGCUGACGUUAGACGCCGAGAAUGACGUCGAAGGUGCCUUCUCCCUCCUAUUUGAUGUCAUCCUGCAGAUUUCCAAGCCGGAGACCGAGUUUCUACAGAUUCUACAGGUCGUACAAGAUACGAGCAAAGCCAGUCCUGUUUUACGUCUUCGUGUUAUUGCUACAUUGUUCAAUAAGGCCAAAACGCUGCCCAAAGUGCAGCUACAGGCGCUUUUGAACCUCCUGACGCUUGCAUUGAGCUCCGACAAUGUCAAUCUAGUCGUCCCUUACUUAACACAAGCAGAAACUCUAUUGGACACGCGGAAAUUGAGUGUCGAAGACCGUCGUGGUCUUUUAUUGGCGGUAGCUAAUGUACUCGACCAGAGUGAGGAUAAACUAAAGGUACUCAUUGUGCUGGAAAAGUACUUGGCUACAUACGAAACAGGACAAAUAGACAAGGAACAAGCUCUGCGUGCAUCCAAAAUUGUGCUACAGAAUCCUGUGGCUAGUUUUUUAGCCCGUGUGGACUUGGCUGGACUAGCAGUCGUGGAAACCUCGUUGAAGGGUGAUGAGAUCAUGGAGUUGCUGGAAAUUGUAUCGACCAAGACGCUAAAGGAGUUUGCUGCUUUUCAAAAGAGUGCUAAUGGUGUGUUUACGGAGAACGGGCUGCAAGAGGCUGAAUUGGUGGAUACGAUGCGUCUAUUUACGCUGUGCUCAUUGCCAACGGGCUUUCAGGAAAUAUCUUAUACUGACGUGGCCACGGCUCUGGAUGUGAAAGAGGAGAAUGUGGAGGAGUGGGUUGUGCGCGCAAUCACGGCUGGACUUGUGAAUGCAAAGAUUGACCAGCUUGCCCGUACGGUGACCAUUUCAUCCUCGCUGCACCGUCGUUUCGGAAUCGAGCAGUGGAAAGAAAUGGACGCGAAACUUCAAUUGUAUAAGAAGAACGUCGGUGGUUUGCUGGAUAUUAUCAGUAACGCACGUCGUGCUCAGGAGCAGCAGUAA